AUGGUGCGGUGGCGGUAUGGCGGGGACCCCACAGAGGCGAGGCAGACUCACAGGUCAGAGUGUCAGGCUCGACUUUUCAGAGUGCUAGACAUGGAGGAGGACUUUUGGAAGCAGAGAGCUGCUAUCAGAUGGAUGGGAGAGGGGGAGAGGAAUACUAAGUUCUUUCACUCCACAGUGCAGAAGAAGAGGACAGCUAGUAGACUUUUCAGAAUUUGGGAGGAGGGGCAGUGCCUGGACCAGCCUGAUGGGAUCAGAGAGUCAGGAGUCAGAUAUUUUCAGGAGCUGCUGACAGGGGAGACAGUGGAUAGCACGGUGGUGGACACGGAGUUGAUACCUUCCUUGGUCAGUGCGGAGGAUAAUUUGAUGCUGGAGGGCCUCCCAUCAGCAGAGGAGGUGAAGCAGGUGGUCUGGAGCAUGUGUCAGGAUAGUGCAGCGGGCCCAGAUGGAUUCUCAGUGGCCUUUUACAGAGCUUGCUGGGAGAUUGUGGGGGAGGAUGUCUUUCAGGCUGUACUGGAUUUCUUUCGAGGGGCAGAGCUUCCACGGGGCAUGGCGUCUACGACCAUAGUGUUGAUUCCCAAGGUGGACAGUGCGCAGAGGUGGAGGGACUUCAGACCCAUCAGCUUGUGUAAUGUGUCCUAUAAGAUCAUCUCUAAGCUGAUGGCGCAGAGGAUGGCUUCAGUGUUAGGGAAGGUAAUAUCCCCAGCUCAGAGUGGUUUUGUUCCAGGGAGACUGAUCUCAGACAAUAUCUUGAUGGCCCAGGAGCUUGAUCACAAGCUCAACUAUCACAUCAGAGGAGGAAACCUUAUUCUGAAGCUGGACAUGGCCAAGGCAUAUGACAGAGUGCAGUGGGGCGUCCUUUUCAGAGUCAUGGCAGCAUUUGGGUUCUCAGAGACAGUGAUUGCAUUCAUCAGGAGGUGCGUUACUUCUUCUUGGUUUUCGGUCCUGGUGAAUGGACAGCUGUCAGGCUUCUUUAGAUCACAGCGUGGCUUGAGGCAGGGUGAUCCCAUCUCCCCCUUCCUCUUUAUUUUGGCGGCGGAGCUUUUCUCCAGAGGGAUAGAGGCCUUAUUUGCAGCGUACCCAGGGAUGGCUUAUGCGACAGGAUGUGAUAUGAGGGUGUCUCACCUGGCCUAUGCGGAUGAUGUGGUCAUUUUCCUGAAUGGGUCUCUGGAUUGUGUGAGGAGGGGGAAGGAAUUCUUGGACAGAUAUGAGGCCCAGUCAGGACAGGCGAUCAAUGCAGAGAAGAGCUCCUUCUUCCCCUCGAGACGCAUAUCAGAUAGGAGGAGGCAGCAGAUAGCAGCGAUUACAGGCUUUGGUUUGGGGGAGAGGCCUAUGCUUUAUUUAGGGGUUCCAAUCAUCUCAGGGAACAAGAGGACAGUCCACUUUGCGCCACUGCUGGCGAAGAUUCAGAGGAAGUUUCAGGGUUGGAACCUCUCACGCCUUUCACAUGGGGGUCGCCUGAUGCUGAUCCAGAGUGUUCUGAUUUCUCUACCUGUAUAUCUCCUCCAGGAAGGUGCAUUGGGUGGCUUGGAGGGACAUCUGCAGGCCGAAGCAGGAGGGUGGGCUGGGGAUCAGACGGUUAUCAGAGGUGGGGGUGGCCUUAUCCAUGAAGUUGUGGUUCAGAUUCAGAGAGCAGUGCACACAAUGGGCCAGAUUUCUGAGGAGAUCUUAUUGUGGGACGGUGGACCCAGGUAUGGUGACUUUGAGGAGCAACGCUUCCCCCAGUUGGCGCAGGAUGAUUCAGACCAGAGCUGUGGCAGAGAGACAGAUAGGGUGGAUGGAGAGGGGACCGUUGUCGGAGUGGUGUACGGUGCAGGGGCCUCCAGAUGUCAGAGUGGACCGGUUUUUAGUAGAUGGCAGCUGGAGCCAGGAGAUACUUCAGUGGCGGAGGAGGUGACAGAGGUGCAUUUGAGGCCCGAGGAGGAGGAUGUUAUGGUGUGGCGACCCACCAGAGAUGGGAGAUUUACUACGAGGUCUGCCUGGGAGGUCUAUAGGACUGCGCACCAGAGGGAGGAUGUAGCGAUAGUGACCUUGAGCAGACUUCUCCUCCCCACCAUUUCCGUGUUCAUUUGGAGAUUCUUCCGUAGACGCCUGCCAGUGGACGAGGUUUUACAGCAGCGUGGUGUAUGCUUAGUGUCCAGAUGUCAGUGCUGUGAGGCAGUGGAGUCAUGGGAGCAUCUUUUCUAUGGGAGCCCGGUGGCAGGAGAGGUCUGGGGGCAUUUUGGACACCUAUUUGGGGUUGGCAGCUGGCGGGUGUUGGAGAGAUGGAGGGCAGGUACAGCUUGGAGCAGCACUGGUUCGGUGAGGGAGAUCAUCCCCCUCUUGAUCUUUUGGUUCUUGUGGACGGCCAGGAACGACUCCAAGCACAGGGGGCUGAGGCCGGAGGGACAGAAGAUUAUCAGGCAGAUCACACAGUAUUUGAGGGUUGGGAUGGCAUCUGGUAUCAUCAAGCCCAGGCACUGGAGGGGAGAUAUCUCGGCAGCCCAGGCCAUGGUGAUGCAGGUGAGGAUACGGACAUUGCACACGAUCUCAGCAGUACAGUGGAGGAGGCCUGAUGAUGGAUGGUUCAAGCUCAACACAGAUGGUAGCUCUAGAGGUAAUCCAGGUGAGUCCUCUUACGGUGCUAUUGUUAGAGAUCAUAGUGGACAGGUGGUGGUGGCCAGACAGGGAGUCCUUGGUGAGGGCUCCAAUAUCAGAGCGGAGCUUAUGGCGAUCCUGAGAGGCUUGGAGUUGUGCGUGGAUAGGCAGCUCUUCCCUAUUUGGCUGGAGUCUGAUUCCCUGGUUGCACUGCAUAUUAUCGGGUCUUCUGGCAUUUCAUGGGAGCUUCGGGAGGAGAUCUUACGGAUCAGAAGGCUUGUACGACAGUAUGGGGUCAGAUGCACACACAUAUAUAGAGAGGGGAAUGCGGCUGCAGACUUCCUCGCCAAUCAGGCAUAUCAGGUGGAGGGGGAGAGGGUGAUGGAGGGGCAGGAGAUUGGUGGUUUGCUACUUGGCAUUUGCAGGAUGGACAGAUUGGGCUUGCCGUAUAUCAGGAGCUCUUGCAAGCCAGGAUAG
Zingiber officinale is the source of this 3051-nucleotide messenger RNA. RefSeq lists its product as uncharacterized. The coding region runs from base 1 to 3051 and encodes 1016 amino acids. Lineage: Eukaryota; Viridiplantae; Streptophyta; Magnoliopsida; Zingiberales; Zingiberaceae. The transcript has 3 exons. The record is from RefSeq and is a predicted model, not a curated record. Gene Ontology annotation, molecular function: nucleic acid binding; RNA-DNA hybrid ribonuclease activity.